ACAACGUAAACAAACCGCAUAACCGACGGUCUUAUCUUCAUCGCAACACUUUCCGUAAAUCGUGUGUUGUACAUAAAUAAUAAAGUUGUACCUUCCGCCCCCCCCCCCCCCAAAGGUGACCACGCCAGCCACGGGUGUGACAGUAAUUAAUGAGCCGGGUGCGGGUGGAGAGGGGCGCGAGGUGAGAAAGGAGCACGCGACGGCAACGGGGAAAAACAUACAAUCGACAAAGAGCAUCAUCAUCAUGCAGGAAAAACAUACGUCCCCACCAUCCGGUGGCAGCAGUGCCGUCCCCAGUGGUACACCCGCCAAGAUAAAGACGGACAGCUGGCUGGAGGAAACAUCCACCGGACGCUCGUUGUCCACGCUAACGAGCGCAACCAGCUCCGGCCACGGGAAAAACGCGCGCAAGUUUUCCAACAUUCUAGAGAUGGAACGCUUCAGCAACAGCAACAUCGUGUCGAUGGACGACGCAAGCACAACGGUCGAUUACAACCCGAUCGACGACAUUCCCGUGCUACCGGAUGCGGACGAUAUACACGAAAGUUUGCUGUACAACGAAAGCCCCAAUCUACCAACCGUCACGACGUACAAGAACCUUAGCUCGGAUAUUUUCGCCAGCGGCAAAGCGUCCGCCCUCGGCAACCUGGACGAAAUCGACAUCUCCAUCCUGACCGAGUGUCUCGAAGGUGAGGAGGACAUCGACGAGCCGGACGAACCGUGGACCUGGGAUCAACUGUUUACGCAGCUUUCGGUUAAAAUAAGCACCGAAACGAAGGCACCGGUCGUAGAGUUUAGCAACUAAAUUCCGCCCUCUGUGUGUGUGAUUUUUUUUUUUUUUGUGAUUAAAUCAAUUAUUUACAUUACUAGCAGCA
This is a messenger RNA of Anopheles stephensi (Asian malaria mosquito), 875 nucleotides long. It is a transcript of the gene IFT43, whose product is annotated as intraflagellar transport protein 43 homolog. The transcript has 4 exons. NCBI's taxonomy places the organism in Eukaryota, Metazoa, Arthropoda, Insecta, Diptera, Culicidae. Gene Ontology annotation, cellular component: cilium; intraciliary transport particle A. Gene Ontology annotation, biological process: intraciliary retrograde transport. The record is from RefSeq and is a predicted model, not a curated record. The coding region runs from base 245 to 805 and encodes 186 amino acids.